Dioscorea cayenensis subsp. rotundata (Guinea yam) is the source of this 1076-nucleotide messenger RNA. RefSeq names its product ras-related protein Rab11D. The transcript is spliced from 2 exons. Gene Ontology annotation, molecular function: GTPase activity; GTP binding. NCBI's taxonomy places the organism in Eukaryota, Viridiplantae, Streptophyta, Magnoliopsida, Dioscoreales, Dioscoreaceae. The coding region runs from base 133 to 789 and encodes 218 amino acids. The record is from RefSeq and is a predicted model, not a curated record. Gene Ontology annotation, cellular component: endosome.
UCUUCUUCAAUAGAGACCUUCAUUUCCACAGAGCCAGAGAGAGUGAGAGCGAGAGAGGGAGGAGCUCGCCGGCGGUGAUUAGGGCUUGGAUCCAGCUUGCCGGAGGCAUUGAGAUCUGGUGGAGUUGCGGCAAUGGCGGCUGGAGCGGAGAGGAUAGACUUCGUGUUCAAGGUGGUGCUGAUCGGGGACGCAGCGGUGGGAAAAUCGCAGAUCUUGGCACGGUUCGCGAGGAACGAGUUCACCAUCGAUUCGAAGGCCACCAUUGGCGUCGAGUUCCAGACCCGCACUGUCGUCAUUGAUCACAAGUCCGUCAAGGCCCAGAUCUGGGACACCGCCGGCCAAGAAAGGUACAGGGCUGUCACAAGUGCAUACUAUCGAGGCGCUGUCGGGGCCAUGCUUGUUUACGACAUAACCAAGCGUCAAAGCUUUGACCACAUUGCAAGGUGGCUGGAGGAACUGCGGGGACAUGCUGACAAGAACAUCGUGAUCAUGCUGGUUGGUAACAAGAGCGAUCUAGAGGAGCAACGAGCUGUACCCGUGGAAGAUGCAAAAGAAUUCGCACAGAGGGAAGGUCUCUUUUUCCUAGAGACAUCAGCAUUGCAGGCCACUAACGUUGAAACUGCUUUUCUCACUGUACUUACCGAGAUCUUCAACAUUGUGAGCAAGAAGAGCCUGGCAACUCAGGCCAAUACCGACGCACCAGCAGCACCUCCCUCGGGGAAGAAGAUUAUAAUCCCGGGUCCUGCACAGGAGAUCCCGAAGAACAAAAUGUGCUGCAGGGCGGCCUGAUUUCACAUUCUUUUCUUGCAACACGGUUUUGAUUCAUCGUUUACUUGCAAGCUUUGUGAUAGCUGUAUUACAUAGAUUGAUUCGGUAAUGCACUAGUAUAUUUUUCAGAGGGAGUGGAUUGUUGAACGUUGGAAACUUGAGGACAUUCUUAUAUUUUGCAAUUGCAAUUGAGAUAGAAAAAGGUCUUCUGUGAUGUUGAUGUUAUUGUGUUCAUAUGUCAAUUGUUUUGAACAUCUGCUCUGAUGUUGAGAGAGGCUUAUCAAUUCGUUGAGCUGUAGAAAUUCUUA